Messenger RNA from Triticum turgidum subsp. durum (durum wheat), 282 nucleotides. Lineage: Eukaryota; Viridiplantae; Streptophyta; Magnoliopsida; Poales; Poaceae. The record is from the annotation of a GenBank genome assembly.
AUGUCGAGCCUGAUAGAUAUUUGGACGGUGGAGGUGGACAGGAUCCGGGCCAUGAGGAGAACGGGGGGGCCGUUCAGACCCACGGCUUCUCCCGGCGCACAAGACGCCGGCCACGUAGCUCGGCCGUCCGGGUCCGGCGACGGAAAUGGAACGCCAACACCUGAUGGUGCCACGGCUUGGCCGGCCAGGGAUCAGGCUGCCGGCGCUGGCUCGCCGUCGUCGCCGGUGCUCGUCCGGGAGGACGCCUUCUUGUCCAUCCUGGUCGAUUGCUUCGGUCAGUAG